CUUUUUAAAUGAUUUGGGUGAUUCUUAUCUCGGAAGUAUCUUAAAAACGAGGAAUGAGAGGAUCAUAUAUUCAUUUACGCAUGAGAGUUGCCUGCCCUUGUGAAAUUGAGAAGGAAAGAAAGACUAUCUCCUGUUGCUUGGAGCUAAGGGAAGGGACUUUGUAGCUUGCUUGUUUCUAGUGUGGAAUUACUCAUGUUCAAUGGAAGGUUUUGGUGCUCGAUGUUGAUAAGGAUGGUUUUCAGCUUUGUUUAGGCAAUGCGAUUACUUUUUGUUGAACCGACUUAUGAAACGGUAUCUGUUAUGUGAUCAACCAUUUGCAGACUGUGGUCUAGAGAAAGAACAUCAGUUGCACAAGAGUCAUUGUUUUGGGUCAUUUGAGAUAAAUUGCCGUCCUAAUUAUCUGCUCCAUUUCUGUAGCUUUUCCUCUACUUGUCGGGGCAGUGUGAUGACAUAUUUUCACAUAUAUCAUGGUUGAUGGCAUGUGGAUAUGAAAUUUACCGUGUGGGUUUUUUUUUUUUCCCCCUCUGCCGCCUGCCAGAUGUCUUACUCCAGAAGGUCCGAUUAUUCUCCUUCUCCUUCACCUCGGCGGAGGUAUAGCAGGUCAAUCUCUAAUUUGAGGUCUGUGUCAAGGAGCAGAUCAAGGAGUGCUUCAAGCGAUGUUGAGAACCCUGGCAACAAUUUGUAUGUAACAGGACUGUCCCCCCGGAUUACAAAGAGGGAACUGGAAAAUCAUUUUGUGAGCGAGGGAAAGGUAGUGGAUGUGCAUCUCGUGGUUGACCCAUGGACAAGGGAAUCUCGUGGUUUUGGGUUUGUUACCAUGUCAACUGUCAAGGAGGCCGAGCGGUGCAUCAAGUGUUUAGAUCGAUCUGUGCUUGAAGGUCGUGUAAUCACUGUUGAAAAGGCUAGAAGGAGGAGGGGAAGAACUCCUACUCCAGGAAGGUAUCUCGGGUUGAAGACUAUUCGAGUGCGCCGGCGCUCUCCCAGUUACUCUCCCCCUAACUCUCCCCGUCGGACUCCAAGCUGUUCUCCCUAUAGUAGGAGCAGGUCUCCUCGUUAUUCAUCUGAUCACAGCAGGGGCAGAUCCUACUCCUCUUACCAUAGGAGGCGCAGAUCAGACUCUCCUUACUAUGGUCGGCGAAGGGCUUAUUCUCCUUGUUAUAGUCGACGAAAAUCGUACUCUAGAUCCCGUUCCCCUUACAGCAGAUCGCCAGUGUAUCAUUGCGAUCGGUCCUACUCUCCAUAUGAUUCGAGGGACUACUCUCCAGAUGAUCGCUAUCACAGAAGGAGCCGUUAUCGAUCUAUUUCCAGAACUGUGUCAUCAGGAAGAGGAAGAUACUCUAGGAGCAGCUACUCUCCGAGGCUGAGGAGGAGUAGAUACUACCCUAGCGAAUCUCCAAAACCUAGGAGAAGGUCAAGGAAGAGCUAUCGUAGCACCUCAAGAAGCCCGAGGAGGAGUUCUAAGCGGAGCUACUCGUCCAGGCGCGGUUAUUCAAGGGAUAGCUAUUCUUCUAGGAGUGUGUCUCCGAGCCACAGUGUUAGUGCAAGUUCCAGAGCGGUAUCAAGGUCUAACACGCCGAGGUCCUCAUCUUCAGCUUAAUCAUUGUUUCAGGGGAAGGGGUAUUUGUGAUUUGCUUGUUAGUCGGUCUGGUUUCUUCAUACUGGGUUUAGUGCUCGUUGUUUCGAACUGGCAGUUCAGGAUUCUGUGUAGCCCUCCUAGCUGGG
Messenger RNA from Rhodamnia argentea, 1722 nucleotides. Its product is annotated as serine/arginine-rich splicing factor SR45a. Gene Ontology annotation, cellular component: spliceosomal complex. Gene Ontology annotation, molecular function: RNA binding. Bases 488 to 1597 code for a protein of 369 amino acids. The transcript has 5 exons. Gene Ontology annotation, biological process: positive regulation of mRNA splicing, via spliceosome. Lineage: Eukaryota; Viridiplantae; Streptophyta; Magnoliopsida; Myrtales; Myrtaceae. The record is from RefSeq and is a predicted model, not a curated record.